AUGGACACAGGGCUGGAGAAGAGGAAGGAAAUACUUAGACAUCUUGCAUCCCAACUUCCUCCCCACAAGGCGAACCCUGGCUACUACGACAUCCAGGCCCAGGACUUGAGCAUCUGGCAUGUGCCCAACAAGUCCCCCUUGAAGCACUGGAGAAGCAGAUCCCUGCUGAGGUACCACACCGAAACUGGCUUCCUCAAGGGACUGGGAGGCAAUCUGUUUGGCCUCUACCAGAAAUACCCUGUGAAAUAUGGAAAAGGAACAUGUUGGAAGGACAACGGCCCUGCAAUCCCUGUGGUCUACGAUUUUGGCGAUGCCAAGAAAACGGCGUCUUAUUACUCACCUAAUGGCCAGAAUGAAUUCACUGCGGGAUUUGUUCAGUUCAGGGUAUUUAAUAACGAGAGAGCAGCCAAUGCCUUGUGUGCUGGAAUGAGGGUCACCGGAUGUAACACUGAGCACCACUGCAUCGGCGGAGGAGGGUUCUUCCCGGAAAGCAAUCCCCACCAGUGUGGGGAUUUUUCUGCCUUUGAUGCGAAUGGAUAUGGAACUCAUGUUUAUUUUAGCAACAGCCGGGAGAUAACUGAGGCAGCUGUGCUUCUAUUCUACCGUUGAGAGGGGUGCGGUUCGGGUCCCAGACCUCUUCUCCCAACCGUGGGAUUCCAAGGAUGGAGAGC
Messenger RNA from Microcebus murinus (gray mouse lemur), 671 nucleotides. Lineage: Eukaryota; Metazoa; Chordata; Mammalia; Primates; Cheirogaleidae. The record is from RefSeq and is a predicted model, not a curated record.